This is a messenger RNA of Perognathus longimembris pacificus (Pacific pocket mouse), 3268 nucleotides long. RefSeq names its product megakaryocyte-associated tyrosine kinase (gene Matk). Gene Ontology annotation, molecular function: protein tyrosine kinase activity; protein binding; ATP binding. Gene Ontology annotation, biological process: protein phosphorylation. The record is from RefSeq and is a predicted model, not a curated record. The coding region runs from base 824 to 2374 and encodes 516 amino acids. The transcript has 12 exons. Lineage: Eukaryota; Metazoa; Chordata; Mammalia; Rodentia; Heteromyidae.
CGGGCGCGCGCGGCCGGAGUGGGGGGACAUUUUUCUGGGUGGGGCGCGCCGGGUUAGGAGCCCCGGGAGUGAGGGGGCACGGCCCUGUGGGUUGCUGCGCGCUCCUGGGUGGAGACCCCCGCGUCUGCGCCCAGGUGUGCAAGUGCCGGUCCUUGUGCGUGACGGGGGCGGGGGCGGGUGUCGGCGCCGAGCGCGCGGGCACGUGUGGGCGCGCACACCUGUCCCCAGGUGGCCGUGGAGAGUGUCUGGGCUUCCUGCGGGCGCUGUGUGUACGUUACUCGUGGGGGGAGCACUUGGGGGGUAGCGCUGAAACUCACCCCUAACCACCGCCCAGACGCCAGCCUGGGGCAGGCGGACAGCCAGGGCUCCCGUCCCAGCAGCAGUGAAGCACUCAGGGUGUCUGUCCCUGUCCCUGGUUGGGUAAUGAGGGGGGUCAUGGACUCUUGGGGUGACCCCAGAGAUGGCAGGGCGCAGGGCCUUCCUUCUGCCCCGAUCCACCCCAGGGGCAAAUUCCUGGGAAGGACUGACUCAUCUGCAAGUCCUGGGCCUUCCCAGCCCUGGGGACAGAAAAAGAGGAAGAGGCCUGGCCCAACGCAGUGACAGGUCACUCUCCACACGCGCUGGCCACGCUGUGGGGACUCAGCCACUCCGUGUCUUUCCUGUGUCUCAGUUUCCCUUUGGGGUAAUGGCAGGGGGGACACUCUGUGGCUGGCACACUCAGCUAAAGGGGUACAGAUUAUUCCUCCACAGGAACUGCAGGAAGCCAGCCCCUGCGUCCCCCGCCGGAUGACUUGGGGGAGGGGAGGGGGUCUGCCUCCUGGCCAUGCCAGCCGCCUGUCUAGGCCGGAAUGGAAUGAACUGGGGUGGCACACCCCACCUAGCUGGAAUCUGGGCUACCCAGCUUAACUCUGGCACAUCUCCAGGUGAGCCCUCCUUUCCGUCCAGCCUGGCACCCCUGCCCACCACAGCCAGGAUGCCAACGAGGCGCUGGGCCCCCGGUACCCAAUGUAUCACCAAGUGUGAGCACACGCGCCCCAAGCCUGGGGAGCUGGCCUUCCGCAAGGGCGACGUGGUCACCAUCCUGGAGGCCUGCGAGAACAAGAGCUGGUACCGAGCUAAGCACCACGCCAGCGGGCAGGAAGGGCUGCUGGCUGCCGGGGCGCUGCGGGAGCGCGAGGCCCUCUCCGCGGACCCCAAGCUCAGCCUCAUGCCGUGGUUCCACGGGAAGAUCUCCGGCCAGGAGGCUGUGCAGCAGCUGCAGCCGCCCGAGGACGGGCUAUUCCUAGUACGGGAGUCGGCGCGACAUCCCGGGGACUACGUGCUGUGCGUGAGCUUCGGCCGCGACGUAAUCCACUACCGCGUGCUGCACCGCGACGGCCACCUCACCAUCGACGAGGCCGUGUGCUUCUGCAACCUCAUGGACAUGGUGGAGCAUUACAGCAAGGACAAGGGACCCAUCUGCACGAAGCUUGUGAAGCCCAAGAGGAAGCAGGGCACCAAGUCUGCGGAGGAGGAGCUGGCCAAGGCUGGCUGGCUACUGGACCUACAGCACCUCACGCUGGGAGCACAGAUCGGAGAAGGCGAGUUUGGAGCCGUCCUGCAGGGCGAGUACUUGGGGCAGAAGGUGGCGGUGAAGAACAUCAAGUGUGAUGUGACAGCCCAGGCCUUCCUGGAUGAGACAGCCGUGAUGACGAAGCUGCAGCACCGGAACCUGGUGCGGCUCCUGGGUGUGAUCCUGCACCAGGGGCUCUACAUUGUCAUGGAACACGUGAGCAAGGGCAACCUGGUAAACUUCCUGCGCACCCGGGGCCGGGCCCUUGUGAACACCACGCAGCUCUUGCAGUUUUCUCUGCACGUGGCCGAGGGCAUGGAGUACCUGGAGAGCAAGAAGCUGGUGCACCGGGACCUGGCCGCCCGCAACAUCCUGGUCUCUGAGGACCUGGUGGCCAAGGUCAGCGACUUUGGCCUGGCUAAGGCCGAACGCAAAGGGCUGGACUCGAGCCGGCUGCCGGUCAAAUGGACGGCACCUGAGGCACUCAAGCAUGGGAAAUUCUCCAGCAAAUCAGAUGUCUGGAGUUUUGGGGUGCUGCUGUGGGAAGUCUUCUCAUACGGACGGGCUCCAUACCCCAAAAUGUCACUCAAGGAGGUGUCAGAGGCCGUGGAGAAGGGGUACCGCAUGGAGCCCCCCGAGGGCUGCCCAGGCCCUGUGCAUGCCCUCAUGGGCAGCUGCUGGGAGGUGGAGCCUGCCCGCCGGCCGCCAUUCCGCAAAGUGGCCGAGAAGCUGGCCCGGGAGCUGCGGGGCACAGGUGCCUCAGCCACGGUCACAGGGCAGGAUGCCGACAGCUCGGCUGCCACCCGGAGCCAGGAGCCCUGACCCCACUCUGUGGGACCAAGGGGACCAAGAAUGUGGAGGCCACAGUAUGGGGAUGUGGGCCAGGCCAAUGGAGGGUCAAGGCCAGAGCCGCCCUCCCAGCCCCAAGCAGGGAAGACCUGGCCAGGGGAUCUCUGGGCAGCUGCUGGGCACCAGAGACCAGGAAGUGCGGGGCCAUUGCCUCUAUAAAGAUCCAUUCUGAGGACUGUGGUGUUUGUGUCUCUCUGUGACCCCUGAGAACCCCACCUGGAAACCUCUAUGUCCCCUCUCCUGUUACUUCCCCACCCCAGCUUCCUGCCUUCACUGGACAGUGACCCUCAGCCCUCCCCUCCCAUCCCCACAGGCUCCACCCCCAGGGACACAGUUCCCUAGUUUGCUGUGGGGACACUGGUCAACAGCCAUGAGUCCCCUGUGAGACAACCCGGCUCACCCCCGAGGCCCAGGCUCAGAUGUUCUAGACAAAGCCAGCGUAGUGCUGUUCUUUUCUCUACCCUCCUGUGAACUGUGCAGAAACGGAGCUCUGCUGUGGUGCUGUCUCCAUCCAGGGAGCCCACCCCAUCCUCCAGCAGUGCCUCACACAUGGGGCAGGCACCUCAGCCCUCUCAGGCCAGGAGGUGGGGAUAGAGAGGCCCUGGUCACCCAGCACAAGGUGGCCCAGACAGGCCAGGAUGCUUCCCCAGGGUGUCUGUGAGGAGGUGGCAAAGCAAGAGGGAGCCUGGCCUAUAUAUAGGGGUCCAGAGCCAAGAAGCCCUCACUUUCUACUCCAGCAAGGCCUCCUCACAUUGUCCCCAACUUAACUUGGUCAGGACAGUGUCAUGACCCAAACCUAGUGUCACAGGUGUGAGGAGACCUUCCUACAGAAAGAACAGCACCCUGCCACCCAUGUACCAGCUGCUA